AGAUCUGGCUAAAAUGAAAACCAACAUUCGGGCAAAACUUUACUGUAGUUCAAAAGCGACAGGAGAAACUUGCGCCAGUGCGAACGCCUGUCAUGUCAAACUUGUCAGCCAAUUAAAUAGCAACAUAGGAGAAACUCGCAAUUUGAUUGGCCGGCAAGACCUCGCCUUGAAUAGAUGUGUAAAAGUCCAACCCAUAAUUUUCUGGGAUUGAAAUGUAAGCCUGUGUUCCUAGCCAUCAGGAAACAGAAGGCGAAUUUUCCUCUCUUACAACUAAUCGCUAUCGCAUCCGUCUCGGACGCUUAAUUUUUUAUCUGCUUCGGUGCAAUAAAGCAGCUAAACUGGACUCAGAACAGAUUACGGCAGGGCACCACUCUGAAGUUUCUUUUAUAAUCGGGAGGCUAAACGCAAUGGAGCCAGCCUUUGGGGAGGUAAACCAGCUAGGAGGUGUUUUUGUGAACGGAAGACCCCUGCCCAAUGCCAUCAGGCUUCGGAUAGUAGAGCUGGCCCAGCUGGGCAUCAGGCCUUGCGACAUCAGCAGGCAGCUCCGUGUCUCUCACGGCUGUGUGAGCAAGAUUCUGGCCCGGUACAACGAGACUGGCUCAAUACUCCCGGGCGCAAUCGGCGGUAGUAAGCCAAGGGUCACGACCCCAACCGUAGUCAAGCACAUUCGGACUUACAAGCAACGGGACCCUGGCAUUUUCGCAUGGGAGAUUCGAGAUAGACUGCUUGCCGACGGUGUGUGUGAUAAAUUUAAUCUACCAUCUGUCAGCUCCAUCAGUAGGAUUCUCCGCAACAAAAUCGGAAAUCUGUCCCAACAAAACCAGUACGAGUCGAGCAAACAGAACCCUCAUCCCCAGCCGCAGCCGACCAUACCGUACAACCACCUGUACUCGUAUCCUACACCGAUCGGCACUGGGACUAAAGUACCAACUACGCCUGGCAUGCCCACUCUUCCUGGACACAUGGCAAUGCAUAGGAUAUGGCCUUCGUCUCAUUCUGUUACAGAUAUUCUUGGCAUUCGAUCAAUAACGGAGCAGCAAAUUAGUGACAGUCCUUCCUUUCCCAGUGCCAAACUAGAAGAAUGGAGUGCUAUUAACAGGAGUAAUUUUUCGCCAGCGAGUUCUCCACUAGUCAAUGGUGUGGAUAAGCCUCACUUAGAACCUGAAGCAAAAUACUCACAGACGCCGAAUGGAUUGCCCACAGUGAACAGUUAUGUCACAGCUCCCAGCAUCCAUCCUUACCACCCUCCCACCCAAGUGUCACCCUACAUGGGGUACAGCGGCACCACGUCGGCCUAUGUGACCGGCCCCACAUGGCAGCCGCCCACCAGUGGCAGUGCUCUCUCUCCCCACAGCUGUGACAUUACCGCCCCGUUGGCCUUCAAGAGCAUGGCUGCCACGCGAGACUCUGUCCAUCCCGUUACCGCCUCCGCCCUUUGACUUUCAAAGGAGGGGGGUCAAAGACAGAAAGUGAAAGAACGAAAAAGAGAGAGAGAGAGAUCGGGUGACACACGGCAGCACAGACUUUUCCAGACCGACUCUCUCUGGAUGGACUAAUGUUAUGCCUUUACUAUAUUUAUGAAAGACUUGUCAGAUGAGCCAUGUACUAUUUUAAAAAUGCCCACGUUCUCCUGCUCCAAAUCAGCAUCUCCCACAAAGAGAGCAAGAGUCAGAAUAUGCAAAGGCCUAUCUGUCCGAUCCGAACCAAGGAUUUACUAAAAAAAACAAAAACAUCUUCAGGUGCUUGAUAGUGUGCAGUGAAUAUUGUCUGAUUGUGGUGGGCAUUCCUCAUGAACUUGCUUCAUCACUUGUCUGAGAUAAAUUGCGGUGCUUCUCUCUGUGAAUAUAUUGUAUGUUUUCAAGAAAAUGAUUGAAUAAGCAAUCUCAUGUAAAACGACCGACCAGUUUGCAUUUAAAUGUUUUUCAGGGUGUUAUAAAGUGCUAAUGUUUAGAUGUUCUGCUUUGUUUCUUUUUUUUUU
Messenger RNA from Misgurnus anguillicaudatus (oriental weatherfish), 1978 nucleotides. Its product is annotated as paired box protein Pax-9. NCBI's taxonomy places the organism in Eukaryota, Metazoa, Chordata, Actinopteri, Cypriniformes, Cobitidae. The record is from RefSeq and is a predicted model, not a curated record. Gene Ontology annotation, biological process: regulation of transcription by RNA polymerase II; anatomical structure development. Gene Ontology annotation, molecular function: DNA-binding transcription factor activity, RNA polymerase II-specific; RNA polymerase II cis-regulatory region sequence-specific DNA binding.